AUGCCGGACUCGUCCCAGUUCGUGAGCCAGUUCUGUGCGCUCUGCGUCAAGAACUGGCUUAUUCUCUUCAAACAUCCUUUCGCAAGUCUCUCUCUUUUCCGCUGUCUCAUAGGCCCCAUCGCAAUUGGCAUUCUACUCGCAUACUCACCAAGCUUCACCUCAAAGCCUGAUAUCGGCGGCCUCGGGUCUAUGGUCCCUAUCCGCGCCCUCGCCGACACCUUUGAUGCCCGAGGGAUCAUGCUGUGGUCUGACGACACCAAUUCUACUACCACGGGUUUCACCGCAAAUGACGUCGUCGCCCGCAUGACCGCUGGAUUCUCUAGCAAACAGCUUGCCGCAUUCCAAAAGGUCACCACGGACGAGAUCGCAGGCCGGUGUGUCGAGAACCCAAACGGCAAGUCUCGGUGCUUCGCGGCCGUCACCUUCGACCAACUCCCCGCCCGCGGCAACAACAAGACAAUCAACUACACGAUCCGAGUCGACGAGUCAACCAGCUUCGUCGACAUCAAGGGGCACAAUAGCGACUACGAAGUCAGAGUACUGCCUGUGCAGUGGGCCGUCGAGAGUGCGAUUAUCGAGAUCCAGACGGGCACGAAGCCUCCUACCCCGCUCGAGUGGCCGUUUAUUCGCACUCCCACCGCAGCCCCGCUAACGCGCGUCGCGCCAGACUUCCUCAAGCGGGUCGGCUUUCUUUUACAGCUUCCAUUCUAUAUCUGUCUCAUCGGCAUUGCGUACCAUAUCCCAGGAGCCGCAACCGCCGAGCGUACAGUGGGUCUUACAAGCCAUAUGAAGGCCAUGGGAUUGUCUGACACCGCCCGCGUCUUGUCAUGGCAUCUCAGUCUCUCGCUCGCUUAUCUUCCGGCGUGGCUUGUCCUCUCCAUCGUCUGGAAGGUCAAGCUAUUCACUUUCACCAGCUAUGGUUUAAUACUCGCUCUCUGCCUCCUUACCGGCUUCGCAACUGCCUCGUUUUCCAUGUUCAUUAUGGCGCCUUUCGGGAAGUCUCCUUCGCUCGCUGCAAUUCUUUCGACGCUCUGCUGCCUCGUCCCAGUCACGAUCACUAUGUUCUGGACGAGCAUCAACCCCACCGCCGCCGCCAUCCUCACAUUCUUUUUCCCGACCUUCUUCUUCGGCUGGACAUUUGUCGCGAUUGUCAACUUCGAGACCUUUCUCCUACCCGCUUCCCUCACGGAGCAGACCCUGCAGGACUUCCCACCUCCGACAAUCCUCCCAAUGUUGAUCGCUGUCAUCAUCUCGAUCUUCUUCUGGCCCGUUGCUGGCGCUCUCAUUGAGCGUUGGCGGUUCGAUCCCUGGAACCCGUUCGGGUCGCGCGCGCCGUUAUGCGGUCGCCGCACAAAAGACCAGAAGGCGCACGCACACCCUCCCGGCACCGCGAUCUCCAUUCGCGGGCUCGAGAAAUCGUUCCAGACGUCCGUGUUCAGGCGCAAGUCUGGGAUCGUCACGGCCGUGCAAGACCUCACGCUCGACAUCCCGGAGCAUGGCAUCUUUGCGCUGCUCGGCGCCAACGGCGCGGGCAAGUCGACUCUCAUGGCCGUCCUCGGAGGCCUCACUGGGCGCACACACGGGACGGUUCUCUACGGCGACGGCGUGCUCGAGCCCGCGCGCGGCAGCGUCGGGAUCGUACCGCAGAAGAACGUGCUCUUCGAUGAGCUUUCGUGCCUGCAGACCCUCAGGGUCUGGCGCGAGAUCAAGACCGCUGGCAACCCGGGCGCGCCGCGCGAGUCGGACGCGGACCUCGAAGGCCUCCUGCGCGACUGCGAUCUGGCGGAGAAAAUCCAUUACCCGUCGGGAAAGCUCAGCGGCGGACAGAAGCGGAAGCUUCAGCUCGCCAUCGGCUUGGUGGGAGGAUCUUCAAUUGUCUUGGUCGACGAAGCGACGUCAGGUGUCGAUCCGAUUUCGCGGCGCGCGAUCUGGAAGACGCUUGCUGCAGUGAAGGACUCGAGAGCGAUCGUCUUCACGACGCACUUCCUGGACGAGGCCGACCUACUCGCUGACUACAUUGCCGUGCUUGCGAGCCCCGGAAAGCUUGUCGCACACGGUACCUCAAUCUCACUCAAAUCGACUCGAGGAGAAGGCUACAAGCUGCGCAUCACUUUCAACGCGGAGACCGCCAUGACCGGGAUCCCGGAGUCCUAUGUCCUAAAGUUCGUGCAGCGCAUCGCGCCGGCGACUUAUGCGACCGUGACGGGGCCUCGAGAGCGCGUUUUCCACCUCAAGACGACGGACCUCCACGUCGUCAAGAAGGUGCUGGAGGACGUCGACAAGGAGAAGGCGCGCAUGCAGAUCUCUUCAUAUUCGGUAUCGGCCGCGUCUAUCGAAGACAUCUUCUUGGAGCUGAUGGAUGCAGAGGACAAGAACGAGGAUCCGGACAAUAUCGCGGAAACUGGUGGCAGCGCUGAACGUCGAACCCACGAGAAAGUCGAGCUGACGACCGGCGUGCAGCGUUCCGUUCUCGGUCAGGCCCUUACGAUCUGUUACAAGCGGCUCUUGAUUAUCCGUCGCUCCUGGCUGGCGCCUCUCCUUGCCCUUACUUUCGUCAUCAUCCCGUCCGUGAUCCCGCUCAAGUUCCUUGCAACCGACGGCAACAAGUGCGAUGUCAUCAAUCAAGACUUCGGGGGAGACUCGCUUUAUCUUGCCACUUCGCCGCUCCAAUUUUUCUUCGGCCGAGAAGAUUUCGGGCCCGCGCUGUUCCCUCCAGAUGCUCUCGCGCCGCUCAACAUUUCCGGCGUGCUCACCAAUACCUCUAUCCCCUUCACCUCCAACACCUCCUUCGUUGAGUACAUCAGCCGUAACUUCACAAGCAUUUUGACCCCCGGUCUCAGCAUCGACCUCGACACCGGUGCUGCACUCCUUUCCUGGAAUGCCUACGAAACCCUCUCCGCUGCUACGUUUCUGAACGCCGCCUCCAACCUCCUUCUCAAUCACGCGCUCAACAGUACCGGGGCCGGAACGGGCUACACCACUCCUCUGCUGAUCACCCCAACCAUUGGCACUUUCGCAUCCAAGAGUUUAGGUGACCUGACCCCCCUUGCAUGGGCCGCGGUGUUCAGCGCAGCGAUGGCCGUGUUCCCCGGGUUCUUCGCGCUGUACGUCGCACGCGAGCGCCGCUCGGAGGUGCAGGCGAUGCAGUUCUCGAACGGGCUGUCGAACCCAGCGGGGCUCUGGCUCGGGCAUCUAAUGUUCGACGCGAUGGCGACGACGUUUGCAGCGACGCUGCUCGUGAUCGUAUGGGCAGGAAUGUAUGCGUUCUUCUUCCACGGCUUGGUUUACUUGUGGCUCGUGGUAGUGCUCUACGGGAUCGCGAGUAUCCUGUAUGCGUACUUGUUUACGCUGUACUUCAAGUCGCCAAUUGGUGCAUGGGCGGCGAUUGCUGUCUGGCACGUUAUUCUGUUUCUGCUCUACACAGUUGCCUACUUCCUCGCGCGGACAUACGGAGAUGCUGUGGAGACGCAGUCAUUGUACGCUGUGAUUCACUUCACGGUGGGCCUCGUCUCUCCUCUUCCGAGCCUCGUUCGCGCCUCCUUCAUUGCCACCAAUCUCUUCUCACUCCUCUGCGUUGGGGAAGUAGUCACCGGACCCUCCCUCUAUGGCGAUAUCAUGCACUACGGCGGCCCCAUCCUCUACCUCAUUAUUCAACCGCUCAUCUACUUCGGCAUACUCGUCUACGCGGACUCCUUCUCCCUCGUCCGCAGCACCCUCAUCCGCCUCCGGACGAAGCGCCUCACACGAAACUCGCUGACAUCCACGGAGAAUAUCCGCCUUACAUCCACGGCCGGCAUGGGUGGCAAGGAUGUCGCUCUCCGAGUGCGCGACGUGUCCAAGUCCUUCGGCGCUUUCAACGCCGUUGAAGACGUUAGCUUCAAUGUCUCCAAAGACACUAUCUUCGCCCUCCUCGGUCCGAACGGCGCGGGGAAGACAACGACGUUCAACAUGAUUCGCGGCGACAUGACACCCGACUCAGGCGAAAUCUUUGUGAACGGGCACUCCGUUGUCGCGAACACCAAGGCCGCCCGCUUUUCACUCGGAGUGUGUCCGCAGUUCACGGCCAUCGACGCACAGCUCAGCGUGCGCCAACACCUGCGCGUGUACGCGCGGCUCAAGGGGCUGCAGGGCGGCGCGCAGGUCGAUAAGAACGUCGACGCGGUGAUGCGCGUCAUGGGCCUACGCGUGUACGCCGACCGUCUGGCAAACAAGCUCUCGGGCGGGAACCAGCGGAAGCUCGCGCUGGCGAUUGCGCUCAUCGGGAAUCCCUCGGUUGUGCUCGUCGACGAGUUCUCAACUGGAGUCGACGCGAAGAUGAAGCGUGACAUGUGGAGCACGCUCAAGCACGUCGCGCCCGGCAAGGCGUUCGUGAUCACUACCCAUUCCAUGGAGGAAGCCUCCACUCUCGCGAGCGACGUCGGCAUCAUCUCACAGCGCUUGCUCGCUGUCGACUCCACCGAUGCACUCAUGGCCCGAUAUGCGCGAUACCUGGUCCACUUCCCUGGUCGCACGCGCGAAGACAUCGUGCGCGCGCAGGAGGUGAUGGCACGCAUCCCUGGGGCUCGCCUCUGUGACGACGUUGCAACGCGCUUCGAGGUUCCCGUCGGAUCUGGCACCGCCGAGGGCGUGCCCUCCCUCGCUGCGCUGUUUGGCCUGCUCGCAGACGCCGGCGUGGGUGAAUACGCCGUGGGGGAGGCGAGCCUCGAGAGCGUAUUCAUGCAGGUCAUCCGGGACAACGACUCCAGGCCCAACGGACAUGGCAAGAAAUUUGCCUGA
This is a messenger RNA of Epithele typhae, 4776 nucleotides long. Its product is annotated as P-loop containing nucleoside triphosphate hydrolase protein. Bases 1 to 4776 code for a protein of 1591 amino acids. The record is from RefSeq and is a predicted model, not a curated record. Gene Ontology annotation, molecular function: lipid carrier activity; ATP hydrolysis activity; ABC-type transporter activity. Gene Ontology annotation, biological process: transmembrane transport; lipid metabolic process; lipid transport. Lineage: Eukaryota; Fungi; Basidiomycota; Agaricomycetes; Polyporales; Epitheliaceae. Gene Ontology annotation, cellular component: membrane; intracellular membrane-bounded organelle. The transcript has 19 exons.